Oncorhynchus tshawytscha (Chinook salmon) is the source of this 1236-nucleotide messenger RNA. RefSeq names its product cdc42 effector protein 3. Lineage: Eukaryota; Metazoa; Chordata; Actinopteri; Salmoniformes; Salmonidae. The transcript is spliced from 2 exons. The record is from RefSeq and is a predicted model, not a curated record. The coding region runs from base 620 to 1225 and encodes 201 amino acids.
UUCCAUCCGUGUUACAAGCAGUAAAUCAGUGGGGACUCCGACAGCUCCUGUUCUGCCCUCUCCCUCAGGUAGUGGGUGCAGCCAGCGGGAUUUACGUCCAUGAUUCAGACUCACACAGCAGGAAGAGUUACAUCACCAGAGGGCAAACACUCUCUGCCGUUAGGUAGGGAGAAAAAACACAAAACCCCACCUGCUCGUCUUAACCCUCUUCUACCCUCACCUCACCUGGGUUACUUACAGAGGACACUUUCUCAACCAACAAACCUGACAGGGUCUCUACUGAUAAGGAUUAUAAGACUCAGGUAAGAGACAAGAGUAGCUAGGCUGUUAAAUCCAGGAUUUAGAGAAUUUUCUGGGGAAGUGGCACCAGUUCGCUCUCUCAAGGUUGUUCACGGUGCUUCUCCCGCUGCAGUUGAACAAGCCUCAUCAUGUCAGGAGAAACAGUGUCACAGUCUACAGGUAUCAGCCCUAGCCUGGCUUCCUGAUAGAGACCGACGUGUGGGUGUUUGAUACAGAUGCCUUGUGUACACAGCAGUACAGAGCUUUUUUCUAAGGUGGUAGACUGCAUUUAGGCUUAAUCUCAGAAGUGAACCAAAGGACAUCAACAGGACCAGGUAAGAUGCCACUGAAGAUGUCUCUGUGCCGUAAGCCAGCCUCGGCCCGCUGGUCUAGGACCCAGAAGCGCAGGGAGGUGCUCUCUGUCAACAUGAUCAGCCUCCCAUUGGCCGACUUCUGCCACGUUGCCCACAUCGGGAACAAUGCCAGCAGUGACAGCUUCGGGGACCUGUCCUUUCUGAAGGGGGGCCACAGCCUGAUACUGCACAGCUCUCAGAGCGAACAUAACCUCUUCCUGGCCUGCUACCCUCCACCCAAACCCCCACGACUUAACCUGGGUGAGGCCGAGGCCCUAAAGAUCCCAGAGUGGACCAGGGCCCACAGCGCCUCAGAGAGGAGGAAGGAGUACCGAUCCUUGCCCAUGCUGGACAGUGAGGAGGGCGAGGGGGCGAUCGAGGCCAGUGUUAGCCCCAGUCACGGGGUCAUGGUCAGUAGCCACAGUCCUGGCCGGGGCAGUCUGAGCUCUGGCAGGGAUGGAGAUUCCACUCAGACCUGCCAUGAGAACACACUGCAGCUGGAUGAGGUGGACAACAGCUUCUCCUUCAGCCUGGACCUGGGCCCCUCCAUCCUGGACGAUGUGCUGCAGGUCAUGGACAGGCUCCACUAUUAGAGGAACAGCCA